Cucurbita pepo subsp. pepo (vegetable marrow) is the source of this 1322-nucleotide messenger RNA. Lineage: Eukaryota; Viridiplantae; Streptophyta; Magnoliopsida; Cucurbitales; Cucurbitaceae. The record is from RefSeq and is a predicted model, not a curated record.
AUGUUUGUCACGUGCGAAUUCUCCCUCCAUCGUCAUAAGAUUUACGGUUUACGGGAGACGGGAGUUUGUUCUGAAAGGGCUGAAAUCGGAGCUCCGCGAAAACGAGGGAAAAAAAUGGGCAGUAGAACAAAUUUCUACAAGAAUCCUUCCAUCUCCUACAAGAAGGACUUGAAUCUCUCCUCCGCUCUUCAAAACCUAAGAGCAUAUAAUAUUGCUAUUGGCAAUGCUCCUCCGACCGGUGAUCAACCAUCUCCUGUCGCGAAGAAGAAUGAGAACCGGAAACGCCUCCGCCGGGAGCCAGAAUUAUCAGGUAAUCCGAAAUAUGACGUUGGAAGCAGUGACGGGCCUAUGUCUCAUCAAGAUUAUAUUGAAAAGAGAAGGAAAGAAGCUAAUAGACCUCAACCUUAUGAGACGCUUACGGAAGAUGUUUUGGGAACUUCCAGCUUCGGCUUGAACUUGGUAGGAUAUGAAAGUGAUGAGAGCACAUCUUCGGAAACUGCAGUAAAGCCAGAUCAUCAAAAUUCCAGUCUCUUGAAUGAGUUUGAGGAAGUUGAGGGAAAAACUGAGCAACGUUUUGCCAUUGCGGGAGAACCUGUUUGUGUAGUAUGUGGUAGAUAUGGAGAAUACAUAUGCAAUGAAACCAAUGAUGACAUCUGCAGCAUGGAGUGCAAAUUUAAGCUUUUGGAAAUUCUUAAAAGGAGUGAGGAGUCCUCAAAUUGUGAAAUGAAAGAUGUUGCAUUACCAGAAACCAAGUAUAUCCUUCCAUCCCCAGAGUUUGGGGAGGACACCUGGGAUUAUAAGAACCAUCGCUGGUCCAAAACAAAAUCCAAUCUUUGUACUUAUGAAUGCUGGAAAUGUCAAAAGCCGGGGCACCUUGCUGGAGAUUGUUUGGUGAGAACCAGUAACCAGGUAAUGCAACAAAAGACUUUCAAUACUGUACCUAACGAUCUCAUUGGACUAUAUAAAAGAUGUUACCAGAUAGGAAAGAAUUUGUCAAAUGCACUGUGCAACGAAUGCAGCUGUUCGUUUAGUUUGGCGACAUGCCUUGAUUGUAGUACUGUUUACUGUGACAAUGCAGGUCAUUUAAACGAGCAUAUCCGCAGACACCCAACUCAUGGACUAUAUUACUCGCAUAAACUCAAACGUCUUGUAAAAUGCUGCAAAUCAACAUGCAGGGUGACCGACAUCAAGGAUCUUCUGGUGUGCCAUUACUGUUUUGAUAAAGCUUUUGACAAGUUCUAUGAUAUGUAUACUGCAUCUUGGAACGGAGCUGGACUUUCAAUCAUAUCGGGUUCCAUAUGCUGCGAAGAUCACUUUGCGUG